CCCUUGGUCUCCUUUCUGCCUUUGUCUCCCCCAGGGGACGUCUUGUUGAGACCCAUCUUGGAAGCCGCUGGAAAGGACAUUAGCCACUGGUUCAACCCCAAGACCAAAGACAUCCAGACCCACGUGGAUCCACUGACUGGCUGCCUCAAGUACUAUACCCCGCAGGGCCGCUUCAUCCACAUCCCGCCCCAGCUUCCCUGCUCUGACUGGGCAAAUGAUUUCGGGCUGCCCUGGUGGAAGGACAGCAAGUAUGAGGUGGGGAUUUUAGCUUCCAAAACCCGGCACAUCCGUAUCGUUAACACCCUGACCUCGCAGGAGCAUGUGUUAGAGGUGUGUGCAGAGGAGUCCAUGUGGGACAUCCUGAGGCGCUACUUGCCCUACAAUGCCCACGCUGCCAGUUACACUUGGAAGUACGAGGGCGUGAACCUGAACAUGGACAAGACACUGGAGCAGAACAAGAUCCCGGACGAGGAUGAGGAGUUCUACCAACUCAACCUGGACUCCAGCCUGUAUAUGCCAGCCAUCCUGCUGUAUUUCAACGACGACCUUACUGAGUUCUAGGUGCAGGGCAAUGUCAUGCCACACUUCUCCAAUGAUUGGCCCUGGGUUUGGGAACUGAAAUGCCCGCUGCCAUUCCACAUUGGACUCAGGGGUAUUGUUUCCUGUCCAUCUCAGCAGUGCUGGUAUGGUGGGACUGUUUUAUACCAACUUGUAAUGCUUAUAACAGAGAUAAAAUCUGUUAGAAAACUGA
This is a messenger RNA of Pelodiscus sinensis (Chinese soft-shelled turtle), 751 nucleotides long. Lineage: Eukaryota; Metazoa; Chordata; Testudines; Trionychidae. The record is from RefSeq and is a predicted model, not a curated record.